Episyrphus balteatus (marmalade hoverfly) is the source of this 1230-nucleotide messenger RNA. Its product is annotated as ATP-dependent DNA helicase PIF1-like. NCBI's taxonomy places the organism in Eukaryota, Metazoa, Arthropoda, Insecta, Diptera, Syrphidae. The coding region runs from base 1 to 1230 and encodes 409 amino acids. The record is from RefSeq and is a predicted model, not a curated record. Gene Ontology annotation, molecular function: DNA helicase activity. The transcript is spliced from 2 exons. Gene Ontology annotation, biological process: DNA repair; telomere maintenance.
AUGACACCCAGUCCUGGUGGAACCGGUAAAACAUUUUUACUAUCAUUGUUUUUGGCUGCUGUGAGAAUGAACAAAGACAUAGCGUUAGCGCUUGCAUCGUCUGGAAUUGCAGCAACAUUAUUGGAUGGUGGUCGAACAGCUCAUUCGGCUCUAAAAUUGCCUUUAAAUGUUCAUAUUUUGGAAUUGCCAACAUGUAACAUUUCAAAGAGAUCCGGAAUGGCAAAAGUAUUGCAGCAGUGUAAACUUAUUAUCUGGGACGAAUGUACCAUGGCGCACAAAAAAUCUUUAGAAGCAUUCAAUCGUACAUUACAAGAUUUGAGAGGUAAUAAUCGUCUUUUUGGUGGUGCAUUGGUGUUAUUUGCUGGAGAUUUCAGGCAAACACUCCCGGUUAUUCCUCGAUCUACUGCUGCUGACGAAUUAAAUGCUAGCUUGAAAUCUUCAACAUUGUGGAAGUAUGUGAAAACACUUUCUCUCAACGAAAAUGUAAGAGUGUUAUUGCAAAAUGAUCCAACAGCGGCAGAAUUUUCCAAGCAAUUAUUGAAAAUUGGAAAUGGUGAACUGCCUCUUGAUAUUGAUGGUCAAAUAACAUUCCCAAAUAAUUUUUGUUCGUUAUCAGAAUCGAAUGCUGCGCUAAUACAAAGUGUGUUUCCUAAUAUUGUAAAUAAUUAUCAAAACUAUGAUUGGUUAAGUCAAAGAUGUAUAUUGGCAUGUACAAAUAAGGAUGUUAUAAGUAUCAAUGAGGAAAUUCUGAACAAAAUACCAGGUGAAAUUGUAAUUUACAAAUCUAUCGAUACCGUCACGAAUCCGGAUGAAGUCGUAAACUAUCCAACUGAAUUUUUAAAUUCAUUGGAUCUACCAGGAAUUCCACCACAUUAUUUGAAAUUAAAAGUUGGUAUUCCAAUUAUUAUGCUGAGAAAUCUUAAUCAUCCAAGAUUAUGCAAUGGCACCAGAUUGGUAGUGAAACGUUUAAUGAAAAAUCUAAUAGAAGCAACAAUUUUAACUGGUAAAUUUAAGGGCGAACAUGUUUUAAUACCACGAAUACCAAUGAUUCCAUCUGAUUUGGCUUUUGAAUUUAAGCGUUUGCAGUUGCCUGUUCGUGUCGCUUUUGGUAUGACCGUUAAUAAAUCUCAAGGCCAAACCCUUGAAAUCUGUGGUAUACAUUUGGAACAUCCAGUUUUCUCCCAUGGUCAACUUUAUGUUGGUUGUUCACGUGUUGGAUUCAUUCAAUAG